Rhizophagus irregularis DAOM 181602=DAOM 197198 is the source of this 747-nucleotide messenger RNA. RefSeq lists its product as uncharacterized. NCBI's taxonomy places the organism in Eukaryota, Fungi, Glomeromycota, Glomeromycetes, Glomerales, Glomeraceae. The record is from RefSeq and is a predicted model, not a curated record.
AUAUAUAUAUAUAUAUAUACGACAUCUUUUUUACCAAACAUUAACGUAAAAAUUUUUUAAAGAUAAAAAAAUCAAAUUAUUCUUAUUUUAUUAUAUUAUAUUAUAUUUUUUCUUAUUACGAAAAAUGAAUAAUAUUACACAAGUUAAUAUGAUUCAUCAAAAUAGUUAUCAUAAAUUUUCUCAGGAAACUUCUAAAGCUACAGGAAAUGUUACUUCGUCCAAUUCGAAAGAUUUGAAUCAACUUCCUUAUAUAAAGUUACCAUUUCCUCCAACAAUUCGUGCAUCAGAUAUAGCAAAAAAAAGAAUACGUUCAAAAAUUUGUUCGAAAAGUCCAAAUGCAUUCUUCGUUUAUCGUAAAGCAUUCGUUGACCAACUAUCAAAUUUUACUGGUAAAAAUAAAUUAAAAAUGACUGAAGUUUCUAGACUCGUAUCUUCCCGUUGGAAGAUGGAAAGUAAACAAGUUAAACUUGCUUAUGAAGAAAUUGCAAAACAAGUAGAACAAGAAUUAAAUAAUAUUAGAAACAAAGAUUUAGUAUAUACUGACGAUUUUGAUAUUGGAAGGAGAAAGAAAAAGAAUAAUAAAAGAGGUCGAAGAUCGGAAUUUGGAUUUGACGCUUUCUUUAUGAAUCUUAAAGGAAAUUUUAAUAUUUCAACACUUGAUUUUUCAGUAAAACCCAAUAAUAAUGAUGAUAAAAAUAAUUCGGACAACAUUAAUUCUAAUUGCAACUCAAAUUUUAAUUCUCCGUC